GUCAUUACAAUUCAAAUCAUUCAAACCAGCUAUUCCCAGCAUCACAUCUCAUCGAGUGCUUGGUGACUUCAGACCGUUCAGUCGAACAGAAGUAAUUUCCUAUAUUGAAUCGUAAACUUUGCUAAUUUUAUGCGACAUUCGUCCUCACAAUUAAGUUACACAGUAUGAAGCCGUCAACCAACGUUAAAGUGGUAGCCACAUUAUUUUUGUUGCAAAUGAUCUUCUUAAUGCCGUUUUCUCAGGCCUAUGUGUACAUCAUUCCCAAUGCAAAAAGCCAAGUUCAAGAAGGUAGCUGCUACGACGAAUCGCUAAAAAUAAAUGUUCCUGUAAAUGAGGUUCGACAGCGUACAGGAAAAUGUGAAUCCAUGAGCUGCAGUGACGAUUAUUCGCUUCAUGUUGCUGGAUGUGGCAGUAUUGCGGUUGGACCUGGCAUGAUAAUAACUCCUACAGACUAUUCGAAACCGUAUCCAGAUUGUUGCCCGCACCCGGCAUUGAGUGCAGAAAAUGUGGUUUAAAAACAAAACACAGAAAGCAGAAUGCCAUACUCAAAAGUGUCACGUACAGUCUUACCCCGAGUUACGCGACACUCGAGAAACGCUAAUUCUUAGUUAUGACAGUUCAUUCAUCAAAUUGGUACAAUUUUCAUCUAAAAAUUGUCAAUUUCAAAAUUAAUUGUAGUUUUGCUAAAUGUUUGAAAUCGCUAAAUACACAGAAAUAACCGAAUGUUCUACACAAAUUGUAUGAAAUAUGUAACAAUAAACAUUACAUUACUACAAUUAAUCAUAAA
Messenger RNA from Anopheles gambiae (African malaria mosquito), 787 nucleotides. RefSeq lists its product as uncharacterized. The transcript is spliced from 3 exons. The record is from RefSeq and is a predicted model, not a curated record. Lineage: Eukaryota; Metazoa; Arthropoda; Insecta; Diptera; Culicidae. Bases 165 to 515 code for a protein of 116 amino acids.